This is a messenger RNA of Tarenaya hassleriana, 1964 nucleotides long. RefSeq lists its product as uncharacterized. The record is from RefSeq and is a predicted model, not a curated record. The coding region runs from base 206 to 1744 and encodes 512 amino acids. Lineage: Eukaryota; Viridiplantae; Streptophyta; Magnoliopsida; Brassicales; Cleomaceae. Gene Ontology annotation, biological process: protein phosphorylation. The transcript has 12 exons. Gene Ontology annotation, molecular function: ATP binding; protein kinase activity.
CCACUUCAAACUCUCCCCUUUCGUCCUUUCUCUGGUUUCUUCUCUUAGCCACAAUUCUCUGUCCUUUUAUAUCGUAUAAGAUCAUCUCUUCCAAUUCACUAUGUUUGUAUCGCCCACGCCUAAAUUAUUCCUUUCCAAUUUUCCAAAUUCACUCAGAAAUCUCCUCCAUUUCAGACGUAGAAGUUAGAAAUUUCCACCGUUUAAGAUGCAUGGCAUCCAUUUCAAAGAGAUUCAGGAGAAGCUCUCAGAGGGUUUUCGGCCGUGGCAACGCUCUGUUCAGUUCUGGGUUCGCGCCGCCGACAUCUACACCGGCUACAAGGUGUUCCAACUUCGGGUGAGUUUGGUUAAGGAUGCGAAGAAGCAGGAGGAAUUGUGGGAACGACAGCAUGAGUUUGCUGCUGAGAAAAUUUACGCUAUGUGCUCUGACCUUGGUGGGUUCUUCCUUAAGAUUGCACAAAUUGUGGGGAAACCGGACCUGGCUCCAGCUGCGUGGGUGAGAAAGCUCGUCACAUUGUGUGAUCAAGCUCCUGCUACACAAUUCAAUGCAGUUCAAGAUGUUCUAGAGAAGGAAUUAGGUAAAAGCAUUGGUGAAAUCUUUGAAAGAUUUGAUGAGAAGCCUCUUGGAUCUGCAUCCAUUGCUCAGGUUCACCGAGCAAGAUUAAAGGGCGACAAGAGUGAUGUUGUUGUCAAGGUUCAACAUCCUGGUGUUGAAAAAUUGAUGAUGACAGAUAUAAGAAACUUGCAAGUAUUUGCCUUAUACAUGCAAAAGACAGAUAUCAAAUUUGACCUGUACUCGAUAACAAAGGAAAUGGAGACACAGAUUGGGUAUGAAUUUGAUUUCACAAGAGAGGCUAACGCAAUGAAGAGGAUUCGACGUUUUCUAUAUGAAAACAACAGAAAGAGCCCUGUUUUGGUUCCUAGGGUGCUGCGAGAUAUGGUGACCAGGAGGGUAUUGGUAAUGGAGUACAUUAAUGGAACCCCGAUCCUGAGCCUUGGUGAUGAAAUGGCUAAGAGAGGGAUAAAUCCUCGUGCUUGUCUCGAUAGCUAUCAUGCUUUAGAAACCCAUUUGCUCUUUCGCAUCGUCAAUUGGUUCGCUUGCAUUUUCAACGUUUUCCGAAUCCACUUUGGAAUUUUUUGUUGUCCUUUCGCCCCCAGCAAUAUUCUUGACAGUUUAUCCGGAGCAUACGGUCAAAUGAUACUGAAGAGUGGCUUCUUUCAUGCGGAUCCGCAUCCCGGAAAUAUCUUGAUCUGUAAAGGUUCAGAGGUUGCCCUGCUGGACUAUGGGCAAGUGAAGGAACUGCCCGACAACUUACGACUUGGUUAUGCGAAUCUCGUCAUUGCCAUGGCUGAUAACGAUCCUUUACGUGCAUCACAGAGCUUUCGGGAGCUAGGUAUAGGUACAUUUUGCAAGCGCGAGAAUGAACAGCAAGAGCUUCUAAGGUUAGCGCAAACGAUGUUCGAUACGAAGAUGCCUCCUGGUGUCCGAGCUCUGCAACCCUUUUCGGAAGAAUCUUCCAUUAAAAAGAUUGCUGUCGAGGCAUUUCCGGAGGAGCUGUUCUCGGUUCUUCGCACUGUACUUCUCUUAAGAGGGCUCAGCGUCGGGCUCGGGGUUAACUACUCAUGCGCAGAACAAUGGAGACCUAUUGCGGAAGAGGCUCUCCGUCUGUCCGGAAGACUUCCGACGGCCACGGAUAGGCAGCGAAAAUCUCGUAGAAGGACUUCUCUUAGACGAUUGUACGCAUAGUAGACUAGGUUUUCCCUUGCUUGCGUCGCACGGAAGGUCAAACUUGAGGAACAGUUCAUCAUUUUUCUGCGGCUUAAUCUUUUCUUUUUAUUAAAAAUGUACGAAUAUUUUUUUUUCUCCUCCAAAGUUGCUCUCUUUUGCAUAAUUGAUUUUGUAAUUUUUGCUUGCCAUAAGUUGUCCACUUUGGACAUGAUCAAGAUUCAAGACUUGAGUUUCUCCC